CUGAGGAGAUUUGUGCUUAACGGACACCGGCGUCUAAACGCACCGUAAACACGGACUCAAGACAUCUCUGGAGCUUUCAGGAGAACCCACAGAAACGAAUACGGAGAUCUUGAUUCUGCAAAUUGGUUAUGGAGCGUCCUUCAUUCAGAAAGUCGUAGUUCUGACAGCUCCAGAAACUCUCCUGAAGCUGACGGAUCUGCAGCUUUAAUGCUUUUGAGAACUUGAGAUCUCCUGGAAUUGAGCUGGUCCAUAAAGGCUUCAAGUUUACUUGAGUGAUUUAUCAUACAGGAAAUAAUGUUAUCACGAUACAUUCCUCAGUGGGCAGUCGGUGUAAAGCGGUGAUUGAGGCUGUUGUGGGGUGUGCUAUUUCUCACAUUCAGUACAUUACACAAGUGUGUGUCGAGGAGACAGUCGAGGGAUUUACUCAUUGCCUGGUGUGCACACACACACUGAAGAUGAACCUCCUGAGGACCAGCAUUCACUGGAUUUGCGUGAUUGGACUUCUGGGACUCGUACAGGAGAACCUGGCUAAUGUUCUGGACAGCAUGCUGCUGAGGAAUUCUGGGAAGUUGUCAGAAGGUCAGGAGACAGGAGGUGCUGGACCGGCUGAACCACAGCGCUUCCUGUGGUGUUACUGCUACCAUCACUGCCCUGAGGACUCAAUCAAUAACACAUGCAGGACCGAUGGUCACUGCUUCACGCUGGUGGAGGAGGAAGGUGGGAUCGCUGUUUUUACCUCAGGCUGCCUUGGUUUGGUCGGAUCAGAGUUUCAGUGCAGAGACAUAGGAAACUCAAAACAGAGACGAUCACUAGAAUGCUGUACAGAUGAAGACUACUGUAACAAAGAUCUACACCCAACACUACCUCCUCUACAAACAUCCAGUUAUAUGGAUGGAGAUAUUCAUCAUAUCGCUCUUCUCAUCUCAGUGACCGUCUGUAGCUUCAUCCUCACCUUCAUCAUCAUAUUCUGUUACUUCAGGUACAAGCGUCAGGAGUUAACCCCUCGCUACAGUCUGAGUCUGCACCAGGAUGAAACGUUCAUUCCUCCCGGAGAAUCCCUGAGGGAUCUUAUAGAGCAGUCGCAGAGCUCCGGUUCAGGGUCCGGACUCCCCCUGCUGGUGCAGCGUACCAUUGCCAAACAAAUCCAGAUGGUGACACAGAUCGGGAAGGGGCGGUAUGGAGAGGUGUGGAUGGGUCGAUGGAGAGGAGAGAAAGUAGCUGUGAAAGUAUUUUUCACUACAGAUGAGGCCAGCUGGUUCAGAGAGACUGAAAUCUAUCAGACCGUCCUCAUGAGGCAUGAGAAUAUACUCGGGUUCAUAGCGGCAGACAUUAAGGGCACGGGAUCAUGGACUCAACUUUACCUCAUCACAGACUAUCAUGAGAACGGCUCGCUGUACGACUAUCUGAAAUCCACUACUCUGGACAGCAGGUCCAUGCUGAGAUUGGCAUAUUCAUCCAUCUCAGGCCUCUGUCAUCUUCACACCGAGAUUUUUGGCACGCAGGGCAAACCGGCCAUCGCGCACAGAGACCUGAAGAGCAAAAACAUCCUGGUGAAGAGAAACGGAGCGUGCUGCAUCGCUGACCUCGGUCUCGCCGUCAAAUUCAUCAGUGACACAAAUGAGGUUGAUAUCCCGCUGAACACACGUGUGGGCACCAAACGCUUCAUGGCUCCUGAGGUUCUGGAUGAGACUCUAAACAGAAGUCACUUUCAGUCGUACAUCAUGGCAGACAUCUACAGUUUCGGUCUCAUACUGUGGGAGAUCGCCAGGAGAUGUGUGUCUGGAGGAAUCGUGGAAGAAUAUCAGCUGCCGUAUCACGAUCACGUUCCCAGUGACCCGUCAUAUGAGGACAUGAGAGAGGUCGUGUGUAUAAAGAAAAUACGGCCGUCAUUCCACAACCGCUGGACCAGUGAUGAGUGUCUAAGGCAAAUGGGGAAACUCAUGACGGAGUGUUGGGCACAUAACCCGGCGUCCCGACUGACCGCCCUUCGUGUUAAAAAGACUCUGGCCAAGAUGUUGGAGUCUCAGGACAUUAAAGUCUGAGUACAGAUGUUAACUCAGAAACUGACUUGAUACCUUGCCUCGCCGUAGGUUUGGUGCAAAAUCCUCGCCAAUGGCAAGUGACCACGGCAAAGAUCAUCGAUGGCACACGUCUCCGUGUCUGGAUGUAGGACUGUGCUCGUACAGAAAUACAGACUUUGAAAUUCGAAGAUGUGGCAUUGGAGGACCAGCAGAAUGUCUCUGAUCUCCAUCGUCAUGUUGUAAUAAUGUGAAGCGGCGAGUACUGGAUGUUAUGGAGCGAGACAUUUCCAGACACGUCUGUGGUCCAUCAUAAACACACUGGACUUGAGGACAGCUAACUUUUUUAUUUGAAUUUGGUGUCAUCGUUGUUGUCCAUUAUCUGCAACAAGUAUGAUGGUUAAUGUUGAAAAUAUAUUUAAAGUCUAUGGUUUCUCACCAUUUUGGGUGGGCUGUGCCUUAUUUAUUGUGUAUAGAGAGUGAAGCAUACUUGAAUAAAUGUUUGAGUAACA
Molecule: messenger RNA, 2530 nt
Organism: Paramisgurnus dabryanus
Lineage: Eukaryota; Metazoa; Chordata; Actinopteri; Cypriniformes; Cobitidae
Gene: bmpr1ba
Product: bone morphogenetic protein receptor, type IBa
Biological process (GO): protein phosphorylation; cell surface receptor protein serine/threonine kinase signaling pathway; cellular response to growth factor stimulus
Cellular component (GO): plasma membrane; signaling receptor complex
Molecular function (GO): ATP binding; transmembrane receptor protein serine/threonine kinase activity
Source: RefSeq, a predicted model, not a curated record